Molecule: messenger RNA, 3522 nt
Organism: Prunus armeniaca (apricot)
Lineage: Eukaryota; Viridiplantae; Streptophyta; Magnoliopsida; Rosales; Rosaceae
Source: the annotation of a GenBank genome assembly
AUGACCAUGAUAUCUUUAACUUCCGCUAAACUAUGCUUCCUCCCUUAUUGCCUUGUCAUCUUGUUGUUUGUUUCAGCACCAAAUUGGGUUGCUUUUCCUUCUGCUACUUCUACUUCUGAUACUGAAGCAAAGGCUCUUCUCAAAUGGAAAGCUAGCUUAUUUCCAAAUCAAGCCCUCAAUAACCUCACUUGGUACGACCCUCUCACUCAUAAUAUUAAUGCCACCAAUUCUUCCAGCACCAAUCCAAAACCAAGAACAAGCCCAUGCACUUGGACUGGUGUUUCAUGCAACGCAGCUGGAAGUGUCAGCAAGCUAAACCUUUCCACUUGUGGUAUUCAAGGUACGCUACAUGAGUUGUCAUUCUUGUCCUUCCCUAAUCUUGAAUAUCUUGACCUCAGCUUGAACAAACUUUUUGAUGCCAUCCCACCUCAAAUCAGUAACCUCUCCAAACUCCACUAUCUUGAUCUCUCUCAGAAUAACUUGUCUGGGAGAAUCCCACCAGAAAUCAAUCUCUUGAGAAAUCUUACCCUUCUUUGUCUCUAUGACAAUAAACUUUCUGGUUUGAUUCCCAAUGAGAUAGGGAGCUUGAAAUCUCUUGUAGAUCUAGACUUGUCCGACAACAAUUUUAGUGGUCUCAUCCCUCCAAAUAUUGGUAACUUAAUAAAGCUAAACACUUUGUACUUGUUUUCCAAUCAACUUUCUGGUUUGAUUCCCAAGGAGAUAGGGAACUUGAAAUCUCUUGUAGAUUUAGACUUGUCCGACAACAAUUUUAGUGGUCUCAUCCCUUCAAAUAUUGGUAACUUAAUAAAGCUAAACACUUUGUUCUUGGAAGAGAAUCAACUUUCUGGUUUGAUUCCCAAGGAGAUAGGGAACUUGAAAUCUCUUGUAGAUCUGGAGUUGUCCGACAACAAUUUUAGUGGUCUCAUCCCUCCAAAUAUUGGUAACUUAAUAAAGCUAAACACUUUGUUCUUGUUUUCCAAUCAACUUUCUGGUUUGAUUCCUAAGGAGAUAGGGAACUUGAAAUCUCUUGUAGAUCUAGACUUGUCCGACAACAAUUUUAGUGGUCUCAUCCCUCCAAAUAUUGGUAACUUAAUAAAGCUAAACACUUUGUUCUUGUUUUCCAAUCAACUUUCUGGUUUGAUUCCUAAGGAGAUAGGGAACUUGAAAUCUCUUGUAGAUCUAGACUUGUCCGACAACAAUUUAAGUGGUGUCAUCCCUCCAAAUAUUGGUAACUUAAUAAAGCUAAACACUUUGUACUUGCAUUCCAAUCAACUUUCUGGUUUGAUUCCCAAAGAGAUAGGGAACUUGAAAUCUCUUGUAGAUCUGCAGUUGUUGUCCAACAAUUUAAGUGGUCUCAUCCCUCCAAAUAUUGGUAACUUAAUAAACCUAAACAUUUUGUACUUGAGUGAAAAUCAACUUUCUGGUUUGAUUCCUAAGGAGAUAGGGAACUUGAAAUCUCUUGUACGUCUGGAGUUGCCGUCCAACAAUUUAAGUGGUCCUAUACAUCCAAAUAUUGGUAACUUAAUAAAGCUAAACACUUUGUGCUUGUUUUCCAAUCAACUUUCUGGUUUGAUUCCCAAGGAGAUAGGGAACUUGAAAUCUCUUGUAAAUCUAGCCUUGUCCGACAACAAUUUAAGUGGUCCUAUACAUCCAAAUAUUGGUAACUUAAUAAAGCUAAACUAUUUGUACUUGGAAUCCAAUCAACUUUCUGGUUUGAUUCCUAAGGAGAUAGGGAAUUUGAAAUCUCUUCUAGAUCUAGCGUUGUCCUACAACAAUUUAAGUGGUCUCAUCCCACCUGAGAUUGGCAACGCAACCCAAAUUCAUGUGCUGGACCUUUCUUCAAAUCAUUUAGUUGGGUUGAUCCCAAAAGAAUUCGGGAAGUUGUCUUCGUUGGUGAACUUGUGGUUGAAUGGAAAUCAACUUUCGGGUCGUAUACCUUCGGAAUUCGAAUCAUUCAAUGAUCUUGAAUAUCUUGACUUGUCAACAAACAAAUUGAAUGAGUCAAUUCCGAGCAUUCUAGGUGACUUGCUCAAAUUACACUAUCUGAAUUUGAGCAACAACAAGUUAUCUCAAGCAAUUCCAUUUAAGUUGGGGAAGUUAGUUCAACUGAAUGACUUGGAUUUAAGCCAUAACUCACUUGAAGGUAAGAUACCAUCAGAAAUGGGCAGUAUGCAGAGUUUGGUGACACUUGAUCUUUCCCACAACAAUCUUUCGGGUUCCAUACCAUCAAGUUUCGAAGACAUGCGCGGCUUGUUGUAUGUUAACAUAUCCUACAAUCACUUGGAAGGUCCCCUUCCCAACAUCAGUGCAUUUCAAGAAGCUCCCCCAGAAAGAUUGAAAGAGAACAAAGGAUUGUGUGGCAAAGUUGGAGCUCUACUGCCACCCUGCAAUGCACAUGACUCAAAAAAGGACCACAAGUUAAUAUUCUCUCUUCUAGCGGUAUUUGUACUUCUAUCUGCUUUCUUUACAAUUGUCUUUGUAAUAGUGCAAAGAAAGAAGAAGCAUCAAGAUACUAAACAAAACCACAUGCAUGGAGAAAUUUCCUUUUCGGUUUUAAAUUUUGAUGGAAAAUCAAUGUAUGAGGAAAUCAUAAGGGCAACAGAAGAUUUUGAUUCCACAUACUGCAUUGGGAAGGGAGGACAUGGAAGCGUCUACAGAGUGAAUUUGUCAUCUGGAAACGUAGUGGCCGUGAAGAAACUUCAUCUACUAUGGGAUGGGGAGACAGAAUUUCAGAAGGAGUUCUUGAAUGAAGUAAGGGCACUUAGUGAGAUAAAACAUCGAAAUAUUGUGAAGCUCUAUGGUUUCUGCGCACAUAAACGACACUCGUUUUUGGUGUAUGAGUAUCUUGAAAGAGGUAGCUUGGCCGCAAUGUUGAGCAAAGAUGAAGAAGCUAAAGAGUUGGGAUGGAGUAAAAGGGUGAAUAUUGUUAGAGGCUUAGCUCAUGCCUUGUCUUACAUGCACCACGAUUGCUUGCCACCAAUUGUACAUCGUGACAUCUCAAGCAAGAACAUUUUGUUGGAUUCUGAAUAUGAGGCCUGUGUUUCAGACUUUGGCACAGCUAAGUUUUUAAAUCCAAACUCAACCAAUUGGACUGCCGUUGCAGGCACAUAUGGCUACAUGGCACCAGAGCUUGCAUAUACAAUGGAAGUAAACGAGAAGUGCGAUGUUUAUAGCUUUGGAGUUGUCACACUGGAAAUAAUUAUGGGAAGCCAUCCAGGAGAUUUUUUUUCAUCUUUAUCAUCAGGGGCAUCAUCUUCGUCCUCAUCUGCAUCAUCUGCCCCUGAAAUGCCAAUUUCGGAAGUUCUGGACCAACGGAUCUCCCCACCCACAAAACAAGAAGCAGGGGAGGUGGUCUCUCUGGUGAAGAUCGCAUUUGCAUCCUUGAAUCCCAGUUCGCAGUGUCGUCCAACAAUGAAGAAAGUUUCUCAACUCCUGUCAUCAACUCAGAGGCUGCGUUUGUCAAAGCCAUUACAUAUGACAACAUGUGGUGAAUUGCUUGCUGUUGAUGGUUUCACUGCCUGA